CUCGCCAGCCGGUCUCUGUGAGUACGUGAGCGCUGCCCGCUGCGCUGGGAACACGCUUCCUACGCCCAAACAAAUCUCUGCCGUCAUGGAUUUCGACGAGUAUCGCAAAAGAGGCAAGGAGAUGGUGGACUACAUAGCGGACUACCUGGAGCACAUCCGCGAGCGGCGCGUCUACCCGGCCGUGCAGCCCGGUUACCUGCGAGAGUUGGUUCCGGAGCACGCGCCGCAGGAGCCCGAGCCUUGGGAGGACAUCAUGGCCGACGUGGAGCGCGUCGUCAUGCCGGGGAUGACGCACUGGCAGAGCCCGCACAUGCACGCCUACUUCCCGGCGCUCAACUCGUUCCCGUCGCUGCUGGGAGACAUGCUCGCAGACGCCAUCAACUGCAUCGGUUUCACUUGGGCGUCAAGCCCCGCGUGCACGGAGCUGGAGACGGUGGUGAUGAACUGGCUGGGCGAGAUGCUGGGACUGCCCGACGACUUCCUUCACACGCGCCCAGACAGCAAGGGUGGCGGCGUCAUACAGACGACGGCGAGUGAGGCGACGCUGGUGAGCCUGCUGGCGGGUCGCACCGAAGCCAUCCAAAGGGCGCAGCGCCGCUGCCCAGACCUGGAGGACGCAGAGGUCAACGCCCGCCUCGUCGCCUACUGCUCCGACCAGGCGCAUUCGUCUGUGGAGAAGGCGGGGCUCAUCGGUCUGGUCCAGAUGCGCUUCGUGCCGAGCGACAGCGAACUCAGCCUGCGCGGGGACCGCCUGCGCGAAGCCGUGCGCCGCGACCGCGCCAAGGGACUCAUUCCCUUCUACGUAUGUGCCACGCUCGGGACAACAGGAGCCUGUGCAUUUGACAACUUGGAGGAGCUAGGUCCCGUGUGCGAGGAGGAAGAACUGUGGCUGCACGUGGACGCGGCGUAUGCGGGUGCCGCCUUCGUCUGCCCGGAGUUCCGGGGCUGGCUGGCCGGCGUGCAGUACGCACAUUCCUUCGCCUUCAAUCCUUCCAAGUGGCUCAUGGUCCACUUCGAUUGCACCGCCAUGUGGGUGAAAGACGCUGGCUCCCUCCACCGCACUUUCAACGUGGAUCCGCUCUACCUGCAACACGAAAAUUCCGGUCUGGCAAUUGAUUACAUGCACUGGCAAAUUCCUUUAAGUAAGAGAUUUCGAGCCCUGAAGCUGUGGUUCGUAAUCAGGAGUUACGGAGUGAAAGGUCUUCAGCGUCACAUUAGAGAGGGGGUGCGGCUGGCGCAGCAGCUGGAGGCGAUGGUGGCGGCGGACCCGCGCUUCGAGGUGGCGGCCAAGCGCCAUCUGGGGCUGGUCGUGCUGCGCCUGCGCGGCGACAACGCGCUCACCGAGCGCCUGCUGAAGCGGCUGAACGCGCGCGGCCGCGUGCACUGCGUGCCCGCCGCGCUCAACGGCCGCUACGUCAUCCGCUUCACCGUGACGUCGGCGCGCACCACCCCAGACGACAUCGCGCGCGAUUGGGCCGAGAUCCGCGCCACCGCCGACACCGUGCUGCAGCCCGAUCGGCCGCGCGCCAAGGUGCCGCUCGCAGAGACGCGUGCACGCAACGAGCUGUUCGGUUCCAGCCUGCUCCUCGCCAACUCGCCAAUGUCGCCCAAGAUUGUCAACGGGAGCUUCGCUGCCAUCUUCGACAACGGCGACCAGGAGCUGUCUCAGCUGCGGCUCCAGGUGAAGGACAGCCCAGCUGUGCGGCGCCGCAUCCGGGGCAUGAUGGUGUCGGGUAAGCAGCUGUCGCUGGACUCGAGCCUCGACAUGGCGCACUCGCUGGCGGGCCGCGGCGGCAUGCGGCCGCACUCGGAGCCCUCUGCCGGAGACCACCUGCCGGAGGAGGACGACUCAGAUGAAGUGAAUGAUAUGCCCAAAUUAUGUGCAAAGUGUGGGCAUAUAAUCAAGGAAUGAUGAUGAUAUUCUGUGAUGGAACAUCUCAGCCUAGAUUAAAUACAUAAAAUUUCAUAAGUCUAUUUCAAUAAUGAAUAAAAGUAUAUCACUUUUGUAUCAUGCAUACAGCCUUUAUGAAGCUUUCUUUCUUGUGAGAUAUUUACUGAAACUACUAUGUUAGAGCUAAGUGAAGUAUUCAACUUGUAUAUUAUCAGAAGGGAAUGCCUAUUGAUUUUCUUCAUGCAUAAGGCUUGUAAGGACUGGUAAACAGGUUUUUGUGACUUCCAAUUAGUAACAUAUUCAUCAGCAAGUUUUUCCAAUGUCUGUAAUCAGUAUGUGUCUGUAACAUCUUAACAUUUAACUUAACAUCAUAUUUUUAAGUGCUUAUAUAGUCAGGGAAUGCAUAAAUAAGUGCACUAAUAUUGGGCCUAGAAUUCAGGUUAACAAUGUUUUAUCAUGCAAAUCAGGAAAUGAGAUGUAAAUAUGAAUCAAACAUUAAUAGAAUAUUAACACUGUUGCAAUCAAUUAAAAAUGGAGUAGUUUUGUUUCCUCUGGAAGACUUUAAUUUUUUAUUAUGAGAAGAUAGGAAUGGAAUUCUUCAAAAAAUGUUAGAAAAAUGUAGACAAUUGAAAGAAUGAUUACUGUUUUUAUAACCUAUAUCAAAGUAGCUUCUCAAUAUGGAAACAAAAUUAUCACGCACAAAGGAAACUAUGAAUUCUCAGUUUCUGAUAAGAUACGAAGACUCCUUUGAAUAAAAAUUUAGUUGCCACAACAUUUUCAUUAACAUAAAGCCAAAUACUAAUAUCUGACAGUAUUUUAUAUAGAAUUCAUUAUAUUAGGAGUACUUUAUGGCAUAUUCCGAUCUUGCUCCUAUAUGCUGUCAAUGUUUUACUAGAGUGGAUGAUUUUACUAUAAUUAUCAAUGCAAUAAGUAGUCAUAUUCGAAUAAAAUGUUAAGUUGUCAUUGUGAAAACAUCUUUUUAAGUAAUAAUUACUAUAGAUGAGUCCAAUUCCAAGAAACUGCAUCAAUGUAAUGUUGCUCAUCAGCAAAAAAAGAAACGUGUUUUAUCAUUUUAGUCACAAAUAUUUGGAGGGGAAUAAGAACAUUUUGUGGAUCAGAACAGCAGUUUACAUAUCAGACAGACAUUAACAGCUAACUGUUGUCAAUCAUCUGUUGAUAUGUGCUUCAGAUUGCUAAUAGUAAUUAUUGACAAUGUUUUAGGUUAUAUAAUUGUCCCUUAAAUGAAGCAGCCAUCUCAAAAUAAAAAUAAAAACAUUUUCUAAAAAUGGCAAUAGUGGAACUGUUGGGUCUGCUUAUGUGACAGGUAUAGGAUGAAGAGCAUUAUGAAAAGUUAGCACUGAAUAUGAGGUAUAUUUUAAAUUUUGAAACAUUAUUUAAAUGUAUGUGUUUGUGAGAGAACUGCAUCUGACUAGUCUUGUUGAUCACAUUUAUUUGCUUCUACUACCAAUGAAUUAAAUUACUUUCAUGUACCAUUAAAUAAUAAAACUGAAAUCACUUAAUGUUAUAUGAUGUCUCAGAUUCAAAAAUCAGAAGUUAUAGUAAUAUAUUCAUUGUUAUGUAACUUGGCCUAUAGAUUUUGAUGUGGGUUGUCCUAGAUAUGGGCUCUCGUGCACAAAAACCUGAUGCCAGGACCAAAUUCAGUUUAAUUACAGUAGUGUUAUUUUCAAAAGAAAUAAAAAAAGAAAAGAUGUAGAGAACUGAAUUAGUUAUUUUGGAAUAAAUCUAGUUCAUAUACAGUUGUACCAUAUGUAAUAUGCUGUUAGUGUUUAACUGAAAUUGUUCUUGAAAGCACAUUCAAUGGUACAAAUAAGGUAAUAGUUUAGGUUAAAUAUUUCAUGUUACAAGCCCAAGAUUAGGCCAACAUGUUUCCCUUCUCUGUUACCUUUAAAAAAUAAAAAACUGUUAACAUAUUAAUCCUAGUAGCAGUUGGUACCUAUAUAUGUCAUGCAUCAUAGUAAUUCCUUGAAAUAUAAGGAGCAGAAUAUACUCCACAUUUUCAAGAUAUCAGUAAAAUUCUAGACAUUGCAAAACUGAUAUAAAACCUAAUUUUUAAAGGUCAUAACAGAUGUAAAUUUUUCGAGACUAAAUAUCUCUUGAAUUUGCUUGUGUAUGACUAACAGAAAGAUUCAUCUUAAUUCACAUCUACAGAUAUUACUAUUGUUUACAAUAUUGUUCAUAAUAAGAUGCUAUAAUUAGUUACCAAAAUUGUUAAUGAAAGAAAAGUUCCUUGCUACAAAUAAAAUUACAUAUGUAUUCUACAGAUAGGAUAUUCAUAAUUGUAUUUACCUGCAACAUAA
Molecule: messenger RNA, 4209 nt
Organism: Schistocerca americana (American grasshopper)
Lineage: Eukaryota; Metazoa; Arthropoda; Insecta; Orthoptera; Acrididae
Gene: Hdc
Product: histidine decarboxylase
Exons: 16
Coding region: 86-1912 (608 amino acids)
Biological process (GO): histamine biosynthetic process; L-histidine catabolic process
Molecular function (GO): histidine decarboxylase activity; pyridoxal phosphate binding
Source: RefSeq, a predicted model, not a curated record